Molecule: messenger RNA, 1731 nt
Organism: Penicillium malachiteum
Lineage: Eukaryota; Fungi; Ascomycota; Eurotiomycetes; Eurotiales; Aspergillaceae
Product: acyl-CoA dehydrogenase/oxidase
Exons: 5
Coding region: 1-1731 (576 amino acids)
Biological process (GO): fatty acid beta-oxidation using acyl-CoA oxidase; lipid homeostasis
Cellular component (GO): peroxisome
Molecular function (GO): acyl-CoA oxidase activity; fatty acid binding; FAD binding
Source: RefSeq, a predicted model, not a curated record
AUGACCGAUAUUUCCCUUCGUCUGGCUCAAACAGAGCUCUUCAAGACACCUAUUAGCAAUUUGUCUGAGGAUGAGCAACUCAUACUUGGCUAUGAACAUGCUCGUGCUUCAGCCCAAGAAUUCGGUGAGCUCGCUAUUCUGUCUGUCGCAUGUAGACUCACAAUUGAGGAUAUCAUCCAUCUUACACCAAAGUUCUGGGAUUAUCACCAGCAGUUAAUCCACACCGUCGCUAUGCCUGCAUUUGUUUUGGUCACUAUCCAAUACAAUCUGGUAGCCGGCACGAUUGGACGAUACAUCACUAAAAGACCUGAUCUUUGGGGUCUGUUGGACUCUAUAGUAAAGUUUGAAGUCUCUGCACAAUUCUUGCUGACAGAGAUUGGUCAUGGACUUGAUGCCAAAAACUUGGAAACAACAGCAACUCUCCUCCCUGAUGGAGGAUUUGACUUGCAUUCACCGACCAUGGGAGCAGCUAAGUUCAUGCCUCCCACGACCCCUAUUUCAAAUUUCCCAAAAGUUGCAGUGGUCUUCGCUAGAUUGAUUGUCUCCGGAGAUGAUCACGGUAUAAGACCGUUCAUUGUCUGGUUGAACGACGGAAACGAGAUGAGCAAAGGAGUUACGUCAAGGAGACUGCCAAAUCGAGCUGGCUCAAGUCCACUUGACCAUUCCGUGACAACUUUCGACCAUGUUAAACUUCCGGCAUCUGCUCUUCUUGGAUCGAUUAAGAAGCCCAAGAACAUGCGAGAUCAAUUUCUCUACUUGAUCCAGCGUGUGGCAGUUGGUACUCUGGCCUUGUCAACUGUGCUGAUCCCCGUUAUGAAACGUGCUGUCUACGUAGCCGGAAAGUACAGCAUCAAAAGAUCGAUCCAAGGAAACAAUAAAAAUGCGGAACUCACACCAAUCAUCUCGUUCCGUACCCAGCAACGGCCGAUUUUGCAUACACUUGCUCAGAUUGCUGUUUUCGAACCUCUAGUACAAGUUGCGAUCGAGACCUUCAUGAAUUCUGUCACCGAACCUGCUAUCCAAAGCGCAAUUGCCACGAUAGUGAAAGCAGUGCUUGUUUCCUCCUCACAGCGCAGUCUCUUUGAGCUGGCUGAAAGAUGUGGGGCCCAAGGAUUAUUUGGCCACAAUCAUAUCAUACAGAAUCAACUUGAAGCUCGUGGUAUUUCCAUUGCGGAAGGCGAUAUUCAAGUGUUAUCCAUAAGACUGGGAUCCGAACUUCUUCUAGGGAGAUACGAAAUUUCCCCCGCCCACGAUGAAACAUCACUACUUGCGCGGCACGAGGCCGGGCUUUUCGAAGAAUGCCGUAUGGCCUUCAAAGAUUUCAAGGGCCAUCGGAAUGAGGCAUUUAACAACGCAAUUCUUCCACGGUGCUUCCCUCUUGUUGAGGCUAUAGGCCAUCGCAUGGCCUUUGAAGCUGCAAGCAAGGCGGGUAUCGAUCCAGAUCUGCUAGCUCUAUACGAAGCAGGUGUUAUCCUUCAAGAUUCUAGCUGGUAUGUGCAACAUGCCGGAUUAACUAGAGAGGAGCAAUUUGAGCGUGAGUCUCGUGCUUUAAGUGCCUGCUUGCCUAAACUGGAGGAACUAUUGCAUGGAACCGGUGCAAAGGAAUUUGUAACUGCACCCAUCUUGUCAGAUGAGGCUUGGGCAGAAUUUCUGUCUGAGUUGAAGACAUUUGAGCCUGCCUCGGGGUGGUCGACCUUUGUGCCUCGACUUCCGUUGCGCUCAAUGCUGUAG